AUGAAUAAGACCGUCCCACAGUCCCCAGUGAGUCCUCAGCCACCGAGUCGGGCAUCGUCGGAGAGUGAAACUCAAAGUGUUACGGAUGAACAACCCACCACAAUGUCGUCCUUCGCGAUGAGGUUGGCUAAGGCUGCGAAAAAGAAGGAUGUGAAGGAACCCGACGCCAAUAGUCGACCACCAUGGCGUGCCACAGCAAAACCCAAAAAGGAACCCAAUACUAAUGCUCUACUCAAGGCUAAGCUUCUCGAUGCAUCCCGUAGGGCAGUGAGGGCCAUGAAAAAUAACUCCGUAUCGUGUCAGACGGAUUUUCAGCCCACAAUUGUGAUGAAGGAGGUGGGAUUUAACGUGCAAACGGAUUUAAUUGGGCAGAGGGAUGUGGGAAUUCUCACUGAUGGCAGCAUAACAGUGAGGAACAUUCCACCAGGAACGUUCUUCUUCACACACUCCGUAUCGCAAAUGACGGAGAUUAUGAACAGCACGGAUUCGGGAACUCAAACAGCCUUCCCAACAAGUAGAAUAGGAUCACUGCUGAAGUUCUCAUCAUCAGAUACAUUUGAGAAUCUCGAGAAAGCUCUUGAAGUUAAUGCUGAAAAGAUUAAAGCUCAAGCAGAAGAUCUGAGAGAUUGCGACGGAGAGCUGGAUUUCAUCAAUCGAAGCUACCUACGGCGGAGGCCUAGCAUGUCAUUGGAUCCGGAAGCUAUUGAAAGGUUCCAGCUACUCCUGGACAGUGCUGCUGAGAAGGAUGAUGAUGAUGAUGAAGAAGACGAAGAUGAAGAUGAGUAUCGUCGUCCAGGUGUGAGGGUACAGCAGUUCAAUCUCCAGAAUAGCUCAACACACUCCCAUUGGGAUAAUCUUGGGGAGUCUUCGGAUGAGGAAGAGUACGAGAGUACUGGAGACUACGUUCGUGAUCAAAGAAGAAAAUCAAUUGAACGUGAAAAUAAUCUCUUUAUUCGGACACGAUUGCGUAAUAUGACUUUGGCGCCCGUGGUGUCGCAUCACAGAAAUAAAAGACCAUCCCUGGGCUGGAGUGGUUGGGAUGCAUCCCAGAAUCGUGUAAUUGAGGAAUUCCUGACCCAAGUUUCCGAUCUCUUUGACAUUUUUGACGAAAUCUCCAUUCUCCUUGGGCCUGAUUUGCGAUUCAUCAGAGAAAUUCCAGCCACGGUGGAUAUGGAGGUGCCGCCACUCAAGUGUAGUCUCGUGAUUAAGAAAUCACGUGAAAAUCUCAGCGAGAAGUUAGAUAAGAUUAAGAAACUACCGCUAGAUUGCGACAGAAGUCUCAGUAGGGAAUUACUGAGGUAUGCUCAGUGA
Molecule: messenger RNA, 1311 nt
Organism: Lutzomyia longipalpis
Lineage: Eukaryota; Metazoa; Arthropoda; Insecta; Diptera; Psychodidae
Exons: 5
Coding region: 1-1311 (436 amino acids)
Source: RefSeq, a predicted model, not a curated record